Etheostoma spectabile (orangethroat darter) is the source of this 4835-nucleotide messenger RNA. RefSeq names its product tetratricopeptide repeat domain 7B (gene ttc7b). Gene Ontology annotation, biological process: protein localization to plasma membrane; phosphatidylinositol phosphate biosynthetic process. Lineage: Eukaryota; Metazoa; Chordata; Actinopteri; Perciformes; Percidae. Gene Ontology annotation, molecular function: protein binding. The record is from RefSeq and is a predicted model, not a curated record. The transcript has 23 exons. The coding region runs from base 111 to 3008 and encodes 965 amino acids. Gene Ontology annotation, cellular component: plasma membrane.
GGAAGCAGUGUUUCACUCACCCACGGUAGCUUGACAAUUGUAGCAGGGAGCCAGCCAGCCGAGAGGGAUCCUCUUGUGGUGUUUUGGUCCACUGGAGCUCACUAACAAAAAUGACAGCGAGGAAGUCUGGCUCACGACUGGAGACUGAGAUAGAGCGGUGCCGUUCAGAGAGUCAAUGGGACAAGAUACCGGAGUUAGUACGACAGCUUUCAGCCAAACUAAUAUCAAACGAUGACCUAGGAGAGUUGUUGCUGGGGGAAUGCAAGCUUCAGACGUAUCUGAAGGAGAACCCCAUUAAACAGGGAGCCAGUCCCAGGGGCCAACGACCUAAACUGGUGGAGGUUAGGAAACACCUCACUGCUGCUCUGGACAGAGGAAACCUCAAGGCCGAUUACCUCCAGGAAGCCAGCCUGUUGAUGGCCAAACUGUGCUAUGUGGAGGGAGAAUACACAGACGCUUUAGGUCACUACAGCAGGGUGAACUUGGAUGACAUGCAACUGGGGGGGGCUCCUGUGUAUAGGCUGUCCAUGAUAGCUGAGGCAUACGCUACUAAAGGGCUGUGCCUAGAGAAGGUCCCAGCUGCCUCUCCAUCUCUAUCCAAUAAGAACACUGGCUCACCAUCGUCCAAUAAGAGCACAACAGACCGGGAGCAGGAAAUCAUUACCUGCUAUGAAAAGUCUGGUGACAUUGCUCUGCUCUACCUGCAGGAGGCUGAAAAGGCGUUGUCAGCAGGAAUUCAGAACCGCAGCCCAAAGCCUGGCCCGGCUGCUCAGGACUUAGAACUGGGCUACUUCCUGGAGACAGGCCUACAGAGAGCUCACGUCAUCCACUUCAAGAACGGCAACCUGACACGAGGCGUGGGCCGGUUUCGGGAGAUUCUUCGGGCUGUUGAGAACAGAACCACCCAGAGCUUGCGCAUGACCAUAGCCAGACAGCUUGCAGAGAUCUUGCUCAGGGGAAUGUGUGAACAGAGUUACUGGUCUCCUCUGGAAGACCCCCCUACUGUGUCACCAUUGGAUGAUCCCACACGGCAAGGACACACUCUCACCAAGAACUACAGCCUAAGCCGACGCCCACGGGUGUACUCGGGAGAGAAUCUGUUUUGCCCUCAGGAGAACACAGAGGAAGCUUUGCUGCUGCUGCUCAUUAGUGAAUCCAUGGCAAACCGUGAUGCUGUCCUGAGCAGAAUUCCUGAACACAACAAUGAUCGUAUUAUUAGCCUGCAGUCUGCCUCUGUGGUGUAUGACCUGCUGACUAUAGCUCUGGGCAGGAGAGGGCAGUAUGAGAUGCUAUCAGAGUGUUUGGAAAGAGCCAUGAAGUUUGCCUUUGAGGAGUUCCACUUGUGGUACCAGCUCGCCCUGUCACUAAUGGCAGCUGGGAAAUCAGCUCGUGCCGUUAAGGUCCUAAAGGAGUGUAUUCGUCUGAAACCUGACGACCCCACCAUCCCACUGCUGGCUGUUAAGCUGUGUAUCGGACCUCUGCACUGGUUGGAUGAGGGGGAGUGCUUUGCUAAGAUGGUGAUUGACAUGGGGGAGAAAGCAGCUGAGUUCAGAGCCAAAGGCUUCUUGGCCAUCGGGCUGGUUUACAGCCUCAAAGCCACUGACGCAUCAUUGCGAAGCACACAGGAGGAGUACCAGAGGAAAGCUUUGGGAGCCUUCCAGAGAGCUCAGAGUCUGUCUCCUACUGAUCAUCUAGCAGCCUUCUACUUGGCACUUCAGCUUGCUGUGUCCAGACAGAUCCCUGAGGCACUAGGCUAUGUACGACAGGCGUUGCAGCUUCAAGGGGAUGAUGUCCACUCCCUUCAUCUGCUGGCCCUGCUGCUCUCUGCUCAGAAACACUACCACGACGCUCUGAAUAUUAUAGAGAUGGCGCUUUCCGAGUACCCUGAGAACUUCAAUCUGCUGUAUACCAAGGUGAAGUUGGAAUCGAUGUGUAGAGGACCGGAGGAUGCUCUGCUCACUUGUAAACACAUGCUGCAGAUCUGGAAGAGUUUUUACAACCUUACCAAUCCCAGUGAUUCUGGGCGUGGCAGCAGUCUGUUGGACAGAGCCAUAGCAGACAGACGACAGCUCAACGCCAUGACUCUGCCUGACUUCAGUGACCCAGAGACUGUCUCAGGUUCUUCCUCUUCUCACUCUGGUUUUGAACCCGUCUCCCCCGUCUCGCCCUCCUCCCCAUCCACCAUUUCCACCCUCUCCUCCCCACUGUACUCCCCUUCUUCCCCUGUCUUCAUCCUCCAGCCUCCUCCUCUCCCUCCACAAAAAAACCCAUCUUCCUUCCCUCUUCCUCCUCCACCUCUUCAUCCUCCUCUUCCUCCUCCUCCUGCGCCCACCAAGACCAGGACUCACUCCUUUUGCAACCACGCCACUCUCCGCCAGCUCUCCUCCAAUUGCGGCCUUCAGGAAGCUAAUACUCUUGGUUUUUCCUCCAUGUUUUCUGUUUGCUCAGUUCAUGCUACAUCUAUCGCUGCCAGUCGUGUAGAGCAGGCUCUGUCUGAGGUAGCCUCCUCUCUGCAGAGCAGUGCCCCCAAACAUGGACCCCUGCACCCCUGGAUGACCCUUGCUCAGAUCUGGCUGCAUGCAGCCGAGGUGUACACCGGCAUGUCGAAACCAGCAGAGGCCACGGCCUGCACGCAGGAAGCCUCAAACCUUUUCCCCACAUCCCACAAUGUGCUGUACAUGAGGGGGCAGAUAGCUGAACUGAGGGGCAACAUAGACGAGGCCAAACGCUGGUAUGAAGAGGCCCUGUCCAUCAACCCAACGCAUGUCAAGACCAUGCAGAGACUGGGUCUGAUUCUUCACCAGCUGCAACGCUACAGUCUGUCGGAAAAGGUUCUGAGGGAUGCUGUGCAGGUCAACAGUACGGCUCAUGAUGUGUGGAACAGCCUUGGUGAGGUGUUGCAGGCUCAGGGAAACGCUGCCGCUGCCACCGAGUGUUUCCUCACCGCCUUGGAGCUGGAGGCCAGCAGCCCCAUUCUGCCCUUCACCAUCAUACCCAGAGCACUAUGAAACACACACCUUCACAGUUGUAGCCUCAGUACUGUAACACAGUGGCACAAAUGAUGGACCUACGACACACACACACACACACACACACACACACACACACACACACACAACCACUCCACACACAGCAUGCCUGCAUGCCAUUCACACACCUGCACAAGGUUUUACUGCCGUACCCUUACUGUAAAUACAAGAAAUUAAAUAGUACACAUAAACGUACAUACAUGCUUCCCAACGUCCCCCCUUUUCCCACAAUGCCUUGUUGUGGCUGUGUGUGUGUGUGUGUGUGUGUGUGUGUGUGUGUGUGUGUGUGUGUGUGUGUGUGUGUGUGUGUGUGUGUGUGUGUGUUGUGUGUGUGUGUGUGUGUGUGUGUGUGGUGUGUGUGUGUGUUGUGGUGUGUGUUUGUGUGUGUUGUGGUGUUUGUGGGUUUUGUGUGUUUUGUUUGUGUUUGUGGUGUGUUUGUGUGUGUUUUGUUUGUUUUGUGUGUGUGUGUGUGUGUGUGUGUGUGUGUGUGUGUGUGUGCACUUUCUGUUGCCUGUGCAUAUUUGUGUCUGGCUGCAUGUGAUUUGUAGUAUGCUGUGUGUGUUUGUUGUUUUGUCCUGUUCAAAGAUGUAAAUAAGAAUACAUUUGAGUUCCUACUCUGACAUUGGCUAGAAGCCUAAGAGCAUUUUUUGUUUACACGUUAUUUAGUCCAUUCAUGUUUUUCUUUUACGCCAAAUAUUGCUGAUGAUCUCAACACACACACACACACACACACACACAUUCACUUGCUGUUCACAUGGAGAAGAUCACAGUUACUGUAUGGCUGACCCAGGACUGCCUGAGCUUUGAGAAUCUACUGGAGCAUCGACAGGCAUGAUCAACAGAUCACCGAAGAAUCAAUCAAUCAUCAGUAAAGUCUAAUUGCCAAAACAGAGGCUGCAUCUACACACACAGGAGAUCUGAUUUGAAACUGCUGACACUUCUUUUUUCACAUGUAUGGAUUAAAGCACGUUUAAUCUCAUGUCGACAGCCUUUACAUGCUCCUUUGGUUAGCCAUAUUACCAUGACACGCUAUUAUUUAGCAAUUUCUUCCAAUAUGUGCCCUAAUAUUCAAUUUCCCCAAGGGAAGCAAAAUAAAUACUUUGACAUUUUGGGAGAGUGGUAUCAAUCUUCUCAUCUAUAACUCUCAGCAAGUAAGCAAACGAGCACAUUACCCAAAGUGUAAGAAUAUUCCUAUAAAUUCUAUUUCCAUAUUAAUAAUUAUAUUAAUAAAAAAUCUGUUUGGAAAAGCUGAUUUCUUUUUUAACAUGAGCAGCUGUACACACAAUAGCUGAACACAUAAGAGUGCCAACUACAAAAACUUGAACAGAAAGAAGAUAAUAUCACAGAUAACCAGUUAUAUUUAAUGUAUGCUUCUAUGUAACAUUGGUAUUUGAACACAUUCUAAGUAUGAAUGGGAGGAAUCUGUUAUAUAUUUUUUUCUUCAAAAAUCAGAUUUUCUUCUCGUGUGUAAAUGCAGCCAGUGAUUGUGUUGUCUCAGUGUCCUGUCAGUCAUUGUACAUUGAACAAGAUGAAUAUACUUUUUCAUUUCAUUAUAAAUACAAAAGCUUAUUGCUGUAUAUUUGAUUGUUCCAAGUGUAUUAUUACUGUUGUUGUUUUAGAAAGUAAAUUAUAAAUCUAUUUUCUGGAGAGGGGUGGAACUGAGGUGCAGGUGGAGGAAUAAAAGGAUGAAUUGAUUUAGUUUGCUGAUGUGAGCUCAGCCAGAGAAUCCUUUGUGCUGUAAAUGAACGACUGAAAAUUGGAAUGAUUACAAUGACAAAGAUAAUAAAAGUGGUUGAAAACGUGGAA